Molecule: messenger RNA, 8828 nt
Organism: Brassica rapa (field mustard)
Lineage: Eukaryota; Viridiplantae; Streptophyta; Magnoliopsida; Brassicales; Brassicaceae
Biological process (GO): regulation of gene expression
Cellular component (GO): peroxisome
Source: RefSeq, a predicted model, not a curated record
AUACAUUUAAACAUUAUUUAUAAAUAAAUAUAAACAAAUAUGUUCUACGUUUUGACAUGAAAUUUUUUUUUAAAAUAAAAUUAUUUUGUUAUAUAGUAUAUAAAUUAUAAUAUGAUAUAUUUAUUUAUAAGAAAUAAUUCUCACGCGAUAUUGCGGUUUCCUUACCUAGAUUAAAUAAAAAGAAAACUUAAUGACAUAUUUUUCUCAGGCUUGUAGGGGAUGGAUUUAACCACCCCACAAGGCCCAAAGAAUAUAAGGCCUGGCCCGGAUUAGGUAGAGCGACGACUCGAUCGGUCGGCUCAAGAGUCAGGUCUCUCGGCUUGACUCUAGAGUACUUUUAGUCGAUCAUCGUCGACUGAAGUACACUCGGCUCAACGGCUGCUCGGACGCACACGGGCUUUUCGGCCCAGCAGGGGAGGCCCAUCAAGAUGGCGUAAGCUAGGUCAAGGACGAAGCAUCAGAACGACUAUAUAAAGAAAAGGGGAAACAACGAGAGAAGGAUCCGAAACUCUUGACUAACACUUGGCGGCUAGAUUAGGGUUUUCACCUUUGCUUCAUCUCGCCGUUAGUUGUACUUUUCCAGUAGCUCAUCGAGCCACCGGCUUUCUUUCUGUCGCACUCUCUUUGUUUCCUUUGUAACCGACUGAACGUUUUCUCUGACCAUAAAUAAGACGUCUUCGUUAAACCCACAUCUUCUUUAUUACCGUUUUCCGAUCAAACAGUUUACCGUUUUGAUGAUGACGCUCUCAAGCUCCACAAAGGAAAGCUUAUUGACCACUUGAGCUCUGUUCUUCAAAGACUUGAGCUCCAUCAACGGCAGCUGAAAGCAGAGUUGAGCUCUGUUCUUUGUCAUGACGAGGCCUCCACCAAAGGCGUGUCUUUCACAAGCUUGCUAGAGUUGAGUUCGGCAGGUCCAUGCUUGAUGUCUGUUGCAAGACGUGUCUUAACUCGUGCUUGAGUACACUUGGAAGUAAAGAGCUUAGCUUCUGAUCAAUCACUCGGAUGGAAACGAGACGCUUUCAAGCUCCACAAAGGACAGCUUCUUGGCGACUUGAGCUCCAACGUCAAUAGACAGUCUGUGUUUCUUCUUCAUCAUGACUGAUUUUGAGAAGUGGAGAUUGCAACAUCUGGCGAGGCAUGCUCCAGCUUGUUACUGCCGCUGUUGUGAUUCCACUCAGCUUCACAAGCUUGUUCACUGCUCAAGACUCAUUCCAGUCGCCUCUCUCAUCCGUCUUUAAGCUCGGCCUCGGACAGUAGCAAUCACGUGAUGACCUUGGUAGUAACGAUCUGAUCUCCGCACCCGGCUUCUUACGUUUCACCGCCAUGACGUCUUCAAAAGCUCCGUCAACAGAAGCUUGUCGCCAAGUUCUCAAGACUCCGUACCGGCUUUGUUCUCGACAUUCAUCUCAUCUCGUCACUCAUUUUGUAUCUUCAGCGAGGAGACAUCAUGAUCAAUAGAGAAUACAGUGAGAUGUCCAUUGCCCGGCAAGAAAGUAUGCACACGCCACUAGUGUCUUCAAGGGAUCAUGGGAGUCACGAGGAAAUAGACAACAAGAUGCGCAGUCACACGUUAAGCUUCAGAUACAUCAAGUUCUACGAGCUUUUACUCAUCUUCAACACGUGUCAUCAUGUUUUCAUCAAAGCAUGAACCACUCCAGAUUAUCAUCACGAGACAAGCACUUUCCCUUAUACAAACAGAGUAGAGAAGACGAAGAAUAUGAGACGCUCUUUGCAAAUGAUGGCAAUUUGGUCACAGUCCUCACAACUCUCUUGGCGACUUCAUCGUCACUGAUCACCAACUCAACAGCACAAGCCGGCACAUUUCUCAACAUCAUCAUAGCCUGACGAACACACAAGCCAACAACUUUCUUGGCACACACGAUCUCAACACGAGACUUCGGGUCAGCAAUAGUUCAGUAAACGUGUAUUUUAGGUACAAGUUUAAAUUGAACUUGCUUUUUAUUAGGCACGAGUUUGCGGUCGACUCGCUUAUUGUUAGACACAAGUUUACAGAAACUCGUCUUUGGCUAGGCAUGAGUUUACAGAAGCUCUCCUUCUACUAGGCACGAGCUCUCAGUAAACUCGCCUCUGUCUUAGCAUGAGUCAAGUAAACUUGUCUUUCGCUAAGCACGAGUUUAAGGCAAACUCGCUUAUUACUAGACACAAGUUCGAAAUAAACUCGCCUAAACCGUCAUAGGCAUGAGUGUGUCUAGUUUUAUAUAAUGUAACAGAUGCCCAGGUGAUUUGUGUUGGCAUAGUGGUUAAUGUGUGUAAGAGUAAUUUUGUGUCAAAGGUUCGAAUCUUAGGAUGGCAUUUCAAUAAUUUUUUAUUGUUUUGAGGGAUCUCUUGUUUUAAUGCAGCGUAAAAAAGUCUUUGCGGACUCAUUUUCCUUCUGAGACUUCCCGUAACCCUAAUACGCAGCAACUCAACAUUAUUUUUUAAUUUUCUUGAGUUUUAAUCAAACAAAACCAAACAUCCUUUAAAAAACACACAGAAUUUUCAACAAAACUCAGUUUCAAUUCAACCCUAGUUUGUUUCAUGAUCUAGUCGCUAUUAGAAAAGCUCCGAUUUUAUCUCCGAUCAGGUCAUCUCGCCACGCUCCGUCACCGCCGUGCGUAAACUCUCGGCCGAUUUCACGGUUAACUCGCCGCGUUUUCGAUAAAAACUUUAUUUUUGCGUUCAUCAACCAAGCAAGAUGUUUCCCUUCGCCCGUGCACCGACAGUCGUGUUGUGGGACACUUUUGAUUUCCCCAUCAUCCCUAAAGAUGAUUUCACUGCAGUUUUUCUGAUCACUAAAUCGGCUCUUGAAGAAAAGGGUAUUACUAGUCGUAUUUAUGGUGGCGUCAAUUUCAGGGCUAUUGUUGGUGACACGACCGAGUAUCAUGGAUUUCCUAUCUUUUGGAUAGACAAAGCUAAGGACAAAGAUGAUAGACUUUGGAGCAUCAUUACAUUCUUACUUGCUCAGGCGAAUUAUUAUUUAAAGGGAGAAACAUUCUUGAAUUUGUUGCUAGUCGUGGGAGACGUAUCUGAACACGAGGGGUUUCAGAGGACUAUUCGCUUAUUAAAUUCCAGAAGCAAAUUCAAUGUUCUUCUAGCACAGCCUCCUCCUCAAAAUGCAAGCUCAUCAUCAGGAGAGGAGGAGCUUUUUGACAAAGACUGGCUCUGCUCCCGCCUUGCAGCUGGAGAACAACUUAUCAACAAGUUGGGCAUAGGGAAAACCUUUGAACCACCUUUGAAACAUAUUCCUUCUCAUCAGGUUGCUCUUACUUCUCAUCAGGUUGCUCUUCCUUCUCACCAGGUUGCUACUAAGUUGUCAUUUGCAAAGCCAUUAUGCCUUAGUAAACAUAUGGCCGAGAGAGCAAGAACAUGCGUCUUCUGGGACACUGUGGCUUACCCACUCCCUGCUGGUCUCCAUUCCGAUGAUGUUUUGCAAAACAUUGAAGAUGCUCUUUCUGAAAGGGGUUAUUCUGGCCGUGUCUCAAUCACGGCUUUUCUCGAUGAUCACCCCUCCCCCCCAGGCUUUACUGGAUGUUACGUCUUUUACCUAAAUGAUGGAGAGAGAGAUGCGCGCCAUUGGCAGAUUGCACUGCACUUGCUUGCUGCUGCUCGUCGCACUAGGAUUGAGCCAUUAAAUCAUAUGCUACUCAUGGGAGACAUCUCAGGACACAUUGAGCUCUUAAGGACUAUCUACUUGUUGAAUUUGAGAUUUUCCUACAAUGUUAUCUUAACACAGCCUCCUCCUGAAAACGCAUCAUCAGGAGAGCCACUUGGUAAGGACUGGCUCUGCUCAAGCCUCUCAGCUGGAGACAAACUUCUCAGCCAAAUCGAACAAAAUUUAAUCAUGAGCACAGUUGUACAACCUUUGACUCCUUGGCAGGAGCGAUACAAAGCUGCAACCACGGUCGUGUUCUGGGACCUUGUGGAUUGCCCAGUACCUGUUGGCCGCACUGCUGUUGUGGCUUCACAGAUCAUUAGAUCGGCCUUUGAAAAAAUGGGUUAUCGUGGCACUGUUACCAUCCAUGCUUUUGGCGAAGUGAGUAAUCUGGAUCCGCUUGUUUCAGAACUAAGAGAUGUGGAGUGUUAUGAUGAAAACACACCCUCAGGUGUAUUCCUUGAAGAUAUGAAUCCAUCCGGAAUCGUGUUUCAUCACACACCCACAGCACAUAAAGACGCUAGACGUGAGAUGAUGCGUGGUGAAUUAGGCGUCUGGGCACUUGCUAAUCAUGCUCCAACAAAUGUGAUGGCUAUCUUACGAGACACCUCUGAAGACAAGAUCUUUACCGGUUAUCUUGACGUAUUGAGAUCGAUAAAUUAUAACGUUGUCAUAGCACAGCCUCAGAACGUGUUAGGCCAGCUUUUCGAUUUGGAAUGGCUUUGCUCAAGACUUGGAGACAGAUUUCUCCCUCGAACGAGAAAUUCAGCCUCCUAGCUAUGAUAGAUACCGAUUUCGUUAGCUUUUCCAUGCAGAAUGUCUCUCAAGACUUGAAGAAGUUCGACCUUCUACUUACCCUCCAAAUUAUUUUUUUUGUUUGUUCGGCUUGUUUUCUAAAGUGUUUUGUUUGGUUAGCCAAAAAAACUCGUUCUGUAAUACUCCCUGUUCCGAACUACGCUAGGCGUUAGUCGGGCGGUGAUUCCGAACCUAGCGAAUUAUCAAAAAAUCGGGGAUUAAGCGGAGUAUGCGCAGGACCUAGUUUUUAAAUAUUUUAAUUAUAUAAUACGUAUAUAUAUUAAAUACAUGAAGUGUUACCAACGGGUUCGAGUCCUAUUAAGGUCAUUUACAUUCAAUUUUUAAUAUUUUUUGUUUAAUGAGUACGAAAUGACAAUUUUAUCUUUAUCUUCAACCGUUUUUCUACGAUUUAUAGAACUUCAAUGUCGUUUUUCAUUAUUUUUUCCACGAUUUCAGAGCUUUUGCAAGUGAUUCUUGUGGGUUUCUAGAAAUAUGAUAGAUCUAUAACCUAAUCUAUGAUUCAGAACCCAAAAUUUUGAUCUUUGGUGUGAGUUUUCCUUUCACCGCCUAAACCUACUGAUUUCACCUCUACGCCACGGUGACCUUCCGAUGACCCUUUCAUCCGGCGAGUUCUCGGCCAGGCAAGCACGUUUUCGAACUAAGGUAAUAUUUGUCUUCCUUUUGCACAAGGUUUGCAAGUUUUUGCUUGAGCGUUUGUUCGAAACCUUUCAUUAUUUUGGUGGAUUAAUUUGUGGAGGUUAAGAGUAACACUAGUUGACAUAGACUACAUGUCACGUCUAGGAAUCGCUUAAAAUUAUUGUUAACAUUUUGUUAAUUGUUAUUUUCUUUUUGAACAAACAAUUGUUUAUCUAAUGGAGGCCUCCAACAAGGGAGAAUAAGCCCAAGAUAUUUAAUGAAUUAAAUUUGAACCCGUCACAAUAAACUUUAUUUUAAAUACAAGUAAAUAUAAUAAAAUUGCUAGGAAUAACUCACUUUUCUUACUAACCCAUAUACUAGAAAUUAUAUGAUGAUUUAAUAUUGUGUUACCCAGUGUAUAUUUGUAAGAACUAUUAAUAUAUAUAUAUAUAUAUAUAAAGCUGAUUUAUUUUGAAUGAAACACAAUUUUGUAAAAUAAACAAAAUGUAACAGAUGUAUUUUGACUACUUGCACAAAAGUACUAUAGUAGUUGUAGCCACACUUAAACUGGUGUUUGGAAAUCAUAGUUUGAUUUCUUGUCCCUUCGUGCUAUCUUAAUGAUUGUGUUUGAUUAUAUUCAAUAUAGUCCACAUAUAGAAGAGACAAUUUGCAUAACUUCCAAAAAGCUUGCCCCUCCUUGACUUGAAACCAAUGUUUCUGAACCCGAUUUUGACACUGAUCCGAAAAAUUUACCUUUUCACUAGAUUAUUGAAUAGAUCAUAGAUGAACCAUAGAUUAAUAAAUUAAUUAAUUUUAAUAUAAUUACUAAAUUUGACCGGCGCUUUUAAACCACGGGAUUUAGUUACUUACAAAAUUCAAUCAAAAAUCGAUAUAAAAAUUUGUUAAAUAGAGGAUGAUGUGUUUUGAAAUACAUUUAAUCUAAUAAGAUGUUUAUUUUGUGGUACCGGAUGUGUAUAUUUGUAAAUAGUUAUAUUGUUAAGUAUCGAAAUGUAGUUUAAUGUAUUGAUGAUUAUUCGAUUGCAUAUUAUAGAAUUUUUUUUAUCAUAGGUUAUUAGCUUAAGUGAAAAAGACUUUGACCAUUGUGUUAGAGUUCACCAGUUCGAGUGACCAUUGAGAUGAAACAAAAAAUAUAUAUUGUAGUUUCGGAUCUAUGGUGCUUAAAAACUUCGGUUCAGAACCUUAUGAUAUUAAAAUAAAAAGAAUUCUUUCAUAUUUUCGAAACUAAUAUAAUCAAGAGGUCAAUUUAUUCAAAUAUUAUAAUAUCUUCUGGUUGAUAAAAAAAAUAGAUUAUCUUCUUGUAUCACAAUAAAAUUAAAUUUAUACAAAUAUAUGUUAACCCAAAAAAUCGGUUCAACAACCUUAUAUCUUUAUUGUUUCUCAGGUAAAGCCAUGAACUAUGAUUUUUAAAAAAAAGAAGAUUAUAUUUUAAUUGUAUUGAUUUAAAUAUUCGGUGAAAAUAACCCGUAAAAUAUAAUCAUAAGAAUGUCGGCUAUGAUUUGAUCUACUAUGUAAAAUAUAAUCAAGUAAUAUAAAUAUUAAUUAUAUAUAUAUAUAUAUAUAUUUUUUUUACCUGAUAAUAGACUUUGAUCAACUCUAAUUUUCAAAUUUUAACAGAAUUUAUUUUUAAAUUAAUUAUAUUCUUAUUUUUAUAAUUUUUUUUUUAAACUAUUCUAUUAUAUAUUGGUUUGAUAAAUAAAAAUUGUUAUUUUUAGGUUGGUAGAAUUGCUUGUGUUUUUUUAAUCUGUUUCUAACAUUUACCCAAACAUUGCUAUAUGUUUUUGUAUAGAAAUGGUAUCAAAAUAUAUGAUAGUAUAAUAUAGGGUUUGAAAAUAAUAUUCUUACCCAAGAAACUGAUCUAGAACUGAUCCAAAAAUUAGGAUACCAAACCUGAAUGGCCGACCUAACCCGAACAUGUCCAACUUUAAACCCCCAAUCAAUAUAGAAUUCGAUCCGCACCGAAAACCAAUGAAUAUAUACGAACAUAUUCAAGCAUAUAUAUAUAUAUAUAUAUAUAUAUUAGUUAUAAUUAUAUUUAUAAUAAUAUUAAUGCCUAAAAUAAAAAUUAUUAAUCAAAUAAAUUAGUUAUUUUAGGAAUUUAUGGAUAAAAAUGAAUGCUCUGGAUACAAAAUAUCCAUAUCAAAUUGUAUCCAUGGUUACUUGGGAUAAAAAUAAUCGAUCUGAAUAAUAUCAACAUGUAAUUUUGGGUAAGUUUGGGAAAUUUAGAUAUAAGAUACCUGAAUUAAAUUGAGUAUUUUGGUUAUUUCAGUUAAAAAUCAAACUUACCUGGAAUUCCGAGAACCCAACUUGAUUUUUGUAAGAUCUGAAUGAGUCCUAUUUAAAUAUUUAAUUAAAAUCAUAGGUUCAAAACCUGAAAAUCGAUAUCAGAAAGGCUUCUAUUCAUAUCCGAAAGCUUACUCGAAAAACCAUGCAUAGCCUAAUACUUAUAUAAUCUGGAAAAGACUUAUGUUGUUAGAUUGUCUUUGGUUUCUAAAAUAUAUCUUUAUGGAUAAGGAUGAUUUGGUUUCCAAGUAAAAAAUUAUGGCUCAUGAUUAUUAUUGUCCUUUUUUUUUUGUCAUCAGCAUAAACAGACUUCUAGACUCUCCAAACAAACCGGUAACUCGAUAUUAUUGUCUCUAUUCAAAUGAAAAUGAUGUUUCAUAGUAUUAAUUGUGAGUCCAUUCAAAUGAAAAACCCAAUUUCUCUUCGAACUAUUGGUUUACUUUGUAAUGAUUGAUGUCAUACAUGUGUAAAUCAUCAUCGUAGUUUUCUCCUAAAGAGAUAAAUAAGCAAAAAUGUCUGACAUUUUUUAAAAUCAUCCUUUUGCUUUUUACAUUCAACCAAAUCAAAAAUCUAUAAUCACUACCAAUAAAAACAACAAGAUAAUGGGGGACUCUCCACACUGUAGUAAUCUUUCAACACCUUCAGGGAGAACGAAGUGAUUAUUGUUCAAGAAAAAAAUGAACUCAGAAAGAAAAAUAAAACUACCAAAGAUGUCUUUGUUGUGUUUGUAACUACUUAAUCAGCUUGUUCUACCUCCUUCUGAGAUGAGGUUCUCUUUGUCUCCAUUAUUCUUUCUUCUCUUUUCUUGCUAUCUCUUUCAUCUCUUCCUGAUACUUUGCUUAUAUCUCCUCCAGUUCCUCUCUUAACCUCUCCUCUUCCUCCGAACUCACUGGUUCGUUGCCUCCUCUGCUUCUUGAUUGGAGUUCUCGUUUUCUCCUUUAGUGGAAUCGACACACUACUUAUCUUCUUCUUCUGACUGUGGGCAAUUGUGGGUAAUCAGGUUGAAACCCAAGACAAGGCUCAAAGUAAAGGAACAUUUGAUACCUAAUCAUGCCCUUGCCAUGGGUAUCCCAAGAUCUGCCUCAGUAUCAUUUAUAACCUUGAAGCAUUGAAGGCAUUCCUGAAUAAACAAUGCACAAGUAUCCCCAAGCUGAACUAUCCGAGGUUGUGUCAGAGAAACAAAAAUAAUCUAUAAAAACAUCUUUUGUUCAGACAACUAUGCCAACACUGAAUUGAAAACUAACUCACCAAUAUGGCUUGAAUCAUCCUUGAAAUUAGAAAGCUUCAGAAUCUAGUCUCCUUCCCUUAUAAGCCGGUGAAUCACAUUAGUGUUUUCAGUGUAACCUAUUUAAGCAAAAACUAUAUUGAUCGAUCAUUUUCAGUAAGAUCAACUUAAAAAAACAAUCAGCAUGCUCAUACUCAAAAGAUUCUGCAAUUGUAGACG